CCUUUAAGAUUUAUGAACAUGGCGAAGGAAGAAAAGAUUGUGAUGAAAAAGCGAGGAGGGAGGGGGUGCCCUACAAAAUAAGGUACUUCCCAAGCAAUAGAACCAGCCCAGCCCCUGAAUUGGAUCCGAUCUUCUUCCAUUACAGGCCUGGAUCGAGCCCUCAAAGCAAAAUACAGUCUCUGUCUCUGUCUCUGUCUCUCUCUAGAACCCUAGAAGUUUCUCUCGUUGCAGAAAAGGGGGGAGGAGAGAGAGAGAGAGAGAGAGAUCGCGCGCACCCCCAUCGAGGAGAGGGAAGAGUCUGCGCCAUUCAAAUUGUGUGUCGCUCUGUCGUUGGCAUCCAGGGGCAUUGAAUGGCCCAGGUGGACCAGAAUUUAUGUAGAAGGAAAAACAAAAAAGGGAAGAAAGAGUUGGAAAGAAAAGAAAGGAAAGGAAAGGAAAGCGAAGAUGAUGGAUAUCGAGAUGUCUUCUAAUGUCCUCCAACCAAACCCACCUCUCACAAACAUCUUCAUCACUGUCUCUGAAAACAACAAUAUUUUGCACCGAGUUAUGUGGGCUUUUUUGGGUUUUAGUUGGCUCGGUCAGAGCUUCACAGAGAAAACAGGAAACCAGGAACCUUCACCCACCCCCCACCCCCUUCCUUCUCUUCCUUCCCAAUUCCCCCACCAAUUCCCAUCCAUUUCUCUUUUCUCUUUCUUCUCUCCCUCUUUCUCUCCCCAUCUGGGUUCUUAAUUUCCUUCCUUCAUUCCCAUCUAUGAAGAAGAUGAAAGGGGCUGCUGCUCUCUCCCAAUACCCUGUGUAUGAGGAUCCCAAGGCCAGAUUCAAGCAUCACGGUCUCCUCCAUGAUUAUCAGGUCUUGGAGAAGGAAACAGGAACUGUCAAGAGCAAAUUGCAGAUGAUGAAGCAAAAGAAGAUGACCUUGAUUGCAGAAGUCCGAUUCUUGAGGAAGAGAUAUGAGUACUUAAUGAACAACCAAUUGUCAACAAAGGAACAUUAUUCGAAUGGAGAUCUAAUGCAGCAGAAGCAAUUUCAUAAUAAUAAGAAGGGGAAGAAUGUUGCAAGAAGAAGACCUGCUUUGCAACCUGUCAUGGCUAUCUCUGAUAUAAACCAAAAGGAAAGAAUUGACAAAGGAUUCAGUGUUCCUCUCCAGAAUUCUACUCCAAUUCCUGUUCUUGACUUAAACCAGAAGGCAAAGACUUCUUCUAGGAAGAAAGCCAAUCAACAGAAUCCGACGCCCGUUUUCGACUUGAAUCAGAAGGAAAGAAUGUAUAGUGAGAGAGACAUCACUCCAUUUUUUGAUUUGAACCAAAUUUCGAUAGAGGAAGAGGAAUUGCAGACUCGUUACGAGCCAUUGAGUGCGGUUGAGUUGAAGAAAAGCCUUCUUCGAGGAGGGAACGACGAGCCGCAAAACGAUAUAAAGAUUUUGGCGUGCAGGGGCAUUGGAGAUGGUCCAAGUCGAGCUGGUAAGAGGAAGAUUUCAUGGCAAGACCAGGUUGCUUUACGGGUUUGAGCUCAUUUCUAUCUCUAGUGUCACUUAGAACUCUACUAUUUGUACAUGUAUUAAAAUUUAAACAAAGAAUGAUGAUGAAGAAUCGAAGUGGCAAUCCUUCAAUC
Molecule: messenger RNA, 1611 nt
Organism: Cucurbita moschata (crookneck pumpkin)
Lineage: Eukaryota; Viridiplantae; Streptophyta; Magnoliopsida; Cucurbitales; Cucurbitaceae
Exons: 4
Coding region: 470-1507 (345 amino acids)
Source: RefSeq, a predicted model, not a curated record